Messenger RNA from Pocillopora verrucosa, 396 nucleotides. NCBI's taxonomy places the organism in Eukaryota, Metazoa, Cnidaria, Anthozoa, Scleractinia, Pocilloporidae. The record is from RefSeq and is a predicted model, not a curated record.
AUGUGUGACAUUGAGUCCAUGUUUUAUCAAGUGUACGUCGCCGAAGAGUACCGGGAUCUACUGCGCUUCCUGUGGUGGGAGGAUGGAGACUUUUCGAAGGAUCCAAUUGAGUACCGAAUGACUGUGCACCUUUUCGGUGCAACCUCGUCUCCUGGUUGCGCCAAUUUCGCUUUGAAGAAGACUGCGCAAGAUAACGAGCGCGAAUUGGGAUCAGCUGCCGCUGACUUUCUGCGGAACGACUUCUAUGUGGAUGAUGGAUUAAAGUCCUGUGCCACGAUUGAGGAGGCAAACCAUUUGAUCAAGUCGGUUAAAGAAAUGUGCAGAAGAGGAGGUUUCAACCUGCAGAAGUUCGUUUCCAACAAAAAGGUCAUAAAGAACAUCCCAGUAAUUGACUGA